This is a messenger RNA of Parathielavia appendiculata, 1016 nucleotides long. RefSeq lists its product as uncharacterized. Lineage: Eukaryota; Fungi; Ascomycota; Sordariomycetes; Sordariales; Chaetomiaceae. Bases 196 to 579 code for a protein of 127 amino acids. The record is from RefSeq and is a predicted model, not a curated record. The transcript has a single exon.
GGUUGCGGCUUGCACAGCCCAAAAUUACUCGCUGCAACCCAUCAGAAGACGGAUCUGGAGCGGGAGCACCCGGGAGGCGCAGGGCAGACCUUGUUUCCAAACUUAUCAAGAUCUGGCGCAUUUCUGGGGGUGGAGCGGUAGCGUAGUACCUUAAUCUGGGGGCAGUUCCCGGACAACGACUACGUGUACGGGGCCAUGAUCUCCACGGCCGACCUCAACGUCGAGAGAUCCAUCGACGGCGGCUUCGCGGAGUCGGUGCGAUGGGCCCAGCCGACGGCGCCCUGCAUGCCGUGGCACUCGCCGGCGCGCAGCUAUUACAGACUGCACCGGGCCGACAGGAUAAAGGUCACGCGCGAUAUGAUCUGGUACCCAAAAGAUUGGUUCGACGAUGUGUUCAAGCCCGGCUGCAUCGAGAUACGCCAAGCCCACAUCGUAGGCGCCGGCACGCCCGAGGAGCCGGCGGAUGAGGAGGAUCUCGAGCUGAAGCAAGUCGACUUUGGCCGGGUGCGAGGAACUGCGCGACUGCCCAAGGGGAAAAAGGCCCCCCCGCGCAAAGGCCGCUGCCGCAAACUGGGAUGAUCUCGACGACCUGCCAGAUUACGAGGAUGUUGUUGCCAGUGAUGAUGGUGAUGAUGAUGUUGACGUUGAUCAUGAUGGGGCGGCGGCUGCACCGAUUCAGGCGAAAAGGGCCACCGUGCGGGAGCGUGGCAUGGGCGGCGAUGAGUUGGAGACACGCCUGCCGAGAAAUUCCUGGUUCAUCGUGGACACGGAGAAGCGUGAGGAAGACUAUGAGAGAUUUGUCCAAAAGUGCCGUGAUGUGCAGGAAGGUAGAUUGACUCUUUUUACCCGACCAUCGUGAGCGACGGAGAAAAGAUGAAGAGUGGUUCCGGGAAUGGGCUCUUCCACGUCGAAGCUGAGGAACAAGGGCUCCUUAGGCGAUGGAAAGCCAGUUAUGCGUGUUUGCUUGCUGCAUUUGUUGGCGGAAUGCAAAAAGACAUUUUUAGUUGUAUAAUGGC